CCAUUACCUUUUGGAGUUUGCGUAAAUUGGUCGUUGCACUGUCUGCGUGUUACAAUCAUCAUCUUUGUUAGUGACAGUUUUCAGUGCGUUGCAUCGCAGUGUUUUAUUGAAACAAAGAGUAUCGACGUUAUAUCGUAUGUCCAUCCAGAAUCUCAACACAUUCGACCCAUUCGCCGAUGCUAUCAAAAGCUCGGAAGACGAUGUUCAAGAUGGAUUAGUCCACGUGCGGAUCCAGCAGCGGAACGGGCGUAAGACAUUAACAACGAUACAGGGCCUCUCCUCGGAAUAUGACUUGAAGAAGAUCGUGCGGGCAUGCAAAAAGGAGUUUGCGUGCAACGGUACAGUAGUGGAACAUCCCGAAUACGGAGAAGUUCUGCAACUGCAAGGCGACCAACGUGAAAACAUUUGUCAGUGGCUCACCAAGUCAGGCCUGGUGAAGCCCGAGCAACUUAAAGUACACGGUUUUUAGACCGCAACAUGACGUGUGACAUCAUCAUAGUUUCUAAAUCGUGCGCGUAACCUAUCGAAUAAUGUAUUUAGAAAGCACAGAUAUAUACAGAGAUUAUAUCGAAGAGGCCUGCUUCGCGCCCUGUGCCUUGCUGUCUCCCAUUAAUGUAAAAAAUAAAUAUAUAACUAAUCAACGCCGUCUUCACGGACAGCUUUAGUUGCAAUUAAUACCGAACGAAAUAGUUAAUAACUCAAGUUUUGUUUUUUACUACAUAAUUAUUAAAUUGCUGUAAUAAGUAUAUGAUGUGUCUCAAUAAUUAAAAACAUGUUUUUGUA
Messenger RNA from Pieris napi, 783 nucleotides. RefSeq names its product eukaryotic translation initiation factor eIF1 (gene eIF1). Gene Ontology annotation, cellular component: eukaryotic 43S preinitiation complex. Gene Ontology annotation, molecular function: RNA binding; ribosomal small subunit binding; translation initiation factor activity. The transcript has a single exon. The record is from RefSeq and is a predicted model, not a curated record. The coding region runs from base 137 to 469 and encodes 110 amino acids. Lineage: Eukaryota; Metazoa; Arthropoda; Insecta; Lepidoptera; Pieridae. Gene Ontology annotation, biological process: translational initiation.